CAAAGAACGGUACAGUACUCCUGACACCCAGACUUCUUACAAUACGAUCGAGGCAAAACAACCAACCCAAAGACUCCUUCUCGAUCCCAUCCCAUUGCAUCGAACAAAGCCGGCAACAUGGACCAACAGCAACAACAAUCGCAACCACAACCACGCCCGGCCCACGGCCUCUCCAGGCACGCACGGCUCGCCGCGGCGAUGUUCCUGGCCCACGGCCUGUUUUCCGGCAGCGGUGGCCCYCCCUGCGCCACCGCCCUGUCCCCGUCCGCACCGGCGCCGGCGAUGGGCACGCGGCUCUUUGCCACGGCCCGCCAGCGGUCUCCCUCCUCGGGGAUCGCGAGGGCCCGGCGGAGGAGGCCCGGGGUGCCACAGAGGACCGUCGGGGAAGACGACGACGCCCACGACGCCGAUCGGUUCUACUACCACAACCAACAACAACAACAACGGAGGGAAGAAGACCGCUACAAGUACAAGUACAGCUAUAAUUACAACUACGAGGAGGACGAAGACGAGGACGACGGGGUCCUCUCGUUCGAGGUGGAUUCCUUCCAGGAACUCCAGCGCUCCACCGGGUACGAGGUCCUCGACGACGAGCUGCAGAGCCAGAUCGACGAGGCUUCUCCCACCCCGAACACCUUUCUGGACGCCCACGUGACGGAUGCCUCCUUUCUGGAAAAGGUGGCCAUGAGCAGCGUCCCCGAGCAGCUGCCCCAGCCGGCCGUCCACGCCUUUCGGCAACAACAGCAGCAGCAAAAGCAGCAGCAGCAGCAAAAGCAAAAGCAACGAAGGCAGACCAAGAAGCGAGCGGGCGGCCAGCGUAGCGACCUCGAGUUUUCUUCGGCCCGGUCCGUCAGCCCGGAGGAGGAGAUCGAGCUCGCCAAGAUGAUCCAGCGCGGGGUCUGGCUGCACAAGCUCAAGACGGACAAGGAGGCUUCCGACGGACGGUCCCUCAGCAAGAGCGAGUGGGCGAAGCUGGCGAACCUCGAGACGCCGACCAUGCUGCGGCGGGAGGUCGCCACCUACCGCCGGGCCAAGCAGCUGCUGGUCUCGGCCAACAUGGGCCUGGUGCACACGGUCGUCAAGAAGAACUACUACGACGUCCGCAAGCGCUCCGGGGUGACCUACGAGGAGCUGGUCCAGGAGGGCUCCCUGGGCCUGCUCCGGGCGGCCGAGCUCUUUGACCCGUCCCGGGGGAUCCGCUUCAGCACCUACGCGACCAUCUGGAUCAAGGGACACCUCAGCAACUCGCACGCCCUGGACGGGGCCAUCAAGCUCCCGGCGGYCGAGAAGCAAAAGUGGAAGAAGAUCACCAAGGCCCACCGCGAGCUGGUCCGGGAAAAGGGGGGGACCCCUGGCGAAACCUCCGACCUGGCGGCCUCCCCCGUCUCGGUCGAGGAACUCGCCAGCCGCCUCGACAUGARGGUCGAGGACGUCCUGGUCUCCCAGCGCAAGAUGAAGCAGGCCCGGUCCGUCCUCAGCCUCGACUACGAGUACCAGCAGCAGUCCCGGAGCGGGACGGAGGGGGGCCCCUCGGUUUCGGUCGAGGAACAGAGGAGCCUCCGGGCCGACGCCGACCUGGCCGAGCGGGCCCAGAUGCAGGCGGACGUCAUUGCCUCCAUGGCCCGGAACCUGACGCCCCGGGAGGCCCGCCUCAUGCGCCUCCGGUACGGCCUCACCACGGACGGGAAGACCCGGACCAUCAAGGAGUGCGCCGACGCCAUGGGGGUCAGCCAGGCCCGGGCCUCCCAGCUGGCCAAGGCCUGCCUGGCCAAGCUCCGGGAGGCCGCCGAGGCCGACAGCCUGGAGGAGUACCUGCUGACCAUUGCCUAGCGCGGCGGAGCGAAGGAAAGCAAAGCCGAGCGAAGCCAAUCACCAUCGUUCUGUGCCGUGCUGUCCUGUGCUGUACACUACAAUUCCACCAAACCAUACCAUACUAUACUACUACUAUAAACUAAWCUCACCACU
Molecule: messenger RNA, 1965 nt
Organism: Pseudo-nitzschia multistriata
Lineage: Eukaryota; Bacillariophyta; Bacillariophyceae; Bacillariales; Bacillariaceae
Source: the annotation of a GenBank genome assembly